UGCAUAAUUACGUUUGAAUAAUCGAAAACAAUCAUAUUGAUUAUUGUGUAACUGACGCAGUACAAAUAAAGUCAACCGUUUCAAAACACGCCACAUAACGACCUCACAGGAUAUAGCCGCCAAGAUGCCGAACCGUACUUUUUCGUUCAUUUGCACCGUCUUCCUGUUUGCUGUGGUAUUUUUGCACUGUCUACGCGAUGCAAAUGCAAAAUCUUUGCUCAAAUUUCAAGGUAGGUAUUCGUACUAUUUUGAUUAUCAAUGAGAAAACCAACCGUUGGCGUCGCAUUCUUUUUCAUUUUCAAAGCUAGCUGCGUAUUUUGGAUUCCGUUUACGCGGGGAAUGAAUGAGAUGAAUUCAAAUUUGCGGCCGGUUCGUGUUGACAUGAAACGCGUGAGCCGGUGAGGCGUUCAGUGCACAACUGGUUUGACUUUUGAGCUCCCGUACGAAUUUUCGCAUUUUGACAAAUGAACCAGUAUAUUAUAUGGUUCCGAACUGAUGUAUAGUUUUGGCCAACUCUUGCCUCUUGGUAUUCAAAUUUUGGCCGAGAAGUGAAAAUUGACAUUUAUCAACAAGAACGCGUUGAUAUCAAAGCAUCUGGAAUGAAAAUUUCAACAUAUAGGGAAGUAGUUCAUAUACAAGGUCAUGUUGACAAUUGAAAGCCUGCGUUCGCGUCAAGAACGGACGGGACUGGACAUUUUGUUUUGUGUCGUACGGGAAUUUGUUUUAUAGAAUUAUAGCUGUGUAAAAACUGUGCUCGAACCGUCCGUUUCACGCGAACGAGCAGGGCGAAACUUCAAGACAUUUCAUGUCUCGAUUGUGCUACCGUACCGGAACGCGAACAAUACUACAAUAUAUUGUUACAUUAGACACAAAAAUAUAUUCCAUGCUGUGACUGCUUCAGCAAUGACCAAUGGCAAUGUUCUUUGACUUCUUUAUGCGGCGCAUCCAGACAUUUUUGCCAUUUUCGGGCUUUAUAAUAUUUCCCGUCGGUAGUUCCUAUCUUUUGCUAAAAUAAAAGUUUUCUGAUUUUAGACGGUCAAAUAUUUCUAACAUUUCUUAGUGACGUGCAUACAUCACAGACACGGCCGCCAUAUUCAUUUGGGUGAACUAUUAAAGGGACCGCUUUGCUUGCAAAUCGGCAAUUCAAAUGACGUCCUACGGCGACGGUUUUAAAUACACAGAUAUGAAAUAAUCCAAAUCUAUUUUCGUUUCGUUUACAUGGCUAUCAACUAAUUAAACAAAUCAUUUUACGGUUGAAAUGCGGUUUUAACGUCUUUAACGGCUCUUGAAAUUCAAAUAUUGAAUUUGAAAGCUCAAGUCAACACAACACACAGUUUUGACCACAAAAUAAAGAUCAGUAACAGAAGGGCCACUCAGCGGUGCAACGUGUCCGCGUUUUUUUAUGCAAAAAUAUGCAGUUUACUGGCCAGAAGGUGGAGCAACCUCGCAAGGGUGGAGCAGCCAGCCAGUACAGCGUGUUUAUUGGCCAGAAAAUGUCAUUGACUGGCUAGGAAAAUGGCGGCCAACAUGCGUAAUGCGACAUGUGCGAGGACAGAAACUUCAAAGCUUCCGACGUAAGUGGCCCUUCUAUAUGGAUCUUUAUUCUAUCGUUUUGGCUAUUGCUUACCGAGCCGAAAGCACAACGGUUUUCCCCCUGUGCAAUAGGGUGCAAUAGGGCACAACUGGGUCAUUAGACCAUCGGAAACAAAGGAAACGCACGUCACGAACAGUCUUCGGCUUUGCAAGUCUCGUUGAAGGUCAUGCAUAUUUAGUGUCAAUCUGUGAAUCUGAGGCCCCGUUUACACGAGACAUCUGUUAUAGAUAAUACUCUGACCGAAAUAAAUCCGUCUCGGUUUGACCACGGUUAACCGUGGUUUGACUUCAUCCCGGUCUCAUGGAAAACGGAGCUUGACUACAUGAAAUUAUAACUGAACUGACUUGAGAAAAAAACCGAACUCGCCUGAGACAGAGAGACGAAAAAUCAUCAGUGAAACAUAGUUUGAACAUAAAAUUUUACUUUUUUCAAGAUUCAUUUAACCCGACGGCACGUCCAACCAAUGAAAAGGAAGUUCAACAAACGACAACCACGAAUGCACAACCAAGUGAGAGCACGAAAUACGCGAGCACGGAAGAGAGUGAAGAAUUAGUACCGCCCACUGUAAUCGUCGUGCCUACGACAGAAGGUAAAGUUCUAUUAACCACUAAAUUGCAUUUCAUUUAUUUGUGACUGUAUGCAGUCAUAAACGAGCGUGUGAUUCAAAUUGUUGAUGGAGAGAGGCCUAUUUGAGAGCGGAUGACUUAUUAAGAAAAAGGCUUAUAAGACUGGUGGGCUUAUUAGAGAGGAGAGCUUAUUAGAGAGAGGGUUUAUUAGAGAGAGAAGGCUUAUUAGAGAGAGGGCUUAUGAGAGAGACAGCUUAUAAGACUGGUGGAUUUAUUAGAGAGGAGAGCUUAUUAGAGAGAGGUCUUAUUAGAGAGAGGGUUCUUAUUAGAGAGAGGGCUCUUAUUAGAGAGGGCUUUUCAGAGAGAAAGCUUAUUAGAGAGAGGGGCCUUACGAGAGAGGUCUUAUUAAAGAGAGGGCGUAUUAGAGAGAAGACUUAUUAGAGAGGAGAGCUUAUUAGAGAGAGGGCUUAUUAGAGAGAAGACUUAUUAGAGAGGAGAGCUUAUUAGAGAGAGGGCUUAUUAUAGAGGGAUUGUCCGAGAGAGGGCUCUUAUUAGAGAGAGACCUUAUUAGAGAGGAGGACUUAUCAGAGAGAAGGCUUAUUAGAGAGAGGGGCCUUACGAGAGAGGAAGUCUUAUUAGAGAGAGGGCUUAUUAGAGAGGGGACAUAUUAGAGAGGAGAGCUUAUUAGAGAGAGGGCUUAUUUAGAGAGGGAUUGUUAGAGAGAAGGAUCGUAUUAGAGAGAGACCUUAUUAGAGAUCGAGGAGGGCUUAUUAGAGAGGAGGGCUUAUUAGAGAGAGGGGCCUUACGAGAGAGGUCUUAUUAGAGAGAGGGCUUAUUAGAGAGGAGGGCUUAUUAGAUAAGGCUUAUUAGAAAGAGAGCUUAUCAAAAAGGAAUUGUUAGAGAGAGGGGUCGUAUUAAAGAGUAGCCUUAUUAGAGAGGAGGGCUCAUUAGAAAGGGCUUGUUAGAGAGAGUGGUCUUAUUAAAGAGUAACCUUAUAAGGGAGGGGGCUAAUUUUUGGAGAUGGUUUAUUAGAGACAGGAUCGGAGUCUCAUUUGAGAGGGAAAGAUCAGAGAGAGGGAUUAUUAGAGACAGAGAGGACCGUAUUACGAUGGAGAUUUAUUAGAGAUGGAAACUUAUUUGAGAGUGGGACUUAAUAAGAGAAUUUAAACGAUCAACACUCCCUCAUGAGAGAAAUCUUCUUUUAAUUUCAGCACCGCAAUGUCGGAAAAAGGCAAAUGAGAUCGAGGAAUUGAUAGAAAUGUACAGGAUGUUGGGUAUUGAUCUGCAGGACAUUAGCCCGCCAGAAUGCGACAGCGAGGGCUAUUAUAAACCACGUCAAUGUCAAUUUAACGGCUGUCGAUGUGUUGACCGCUAUGGUUCCCCUACAUCGGAGUUCAUUCCUAACGGAUUUGGUUUCGCCUGUCAAACACGAGCUAUUUUCGUUGACGAAUCUUCACAAUAAACAGACACCGCCUUUAAACUUUACAUAGUUAUGCCGUGAAGUUUAAUUUAGUUUACGUAUAACCAAUAGAUAUUUUGAUCAAAAGGGGGGCCAUAUAGAAACCUUGUGACGCAUUGUUGAAUAUCCAGCAACGUGUUUCAAACUAAAAUUAUUGUUACUUUUUACAGCAAUAACACACAUAUAUAUUUCAGAAUUGUAACUAAAACUGAUAAAAUCGAGAAAUUAAAUAACACCGAACAAAUAUUUACAUAAUUGCUGCCGAGCGCACGCAGAGAAGCAGCAACACCAAGCCGCCCAGCAGCACACCAGUCUUUUG
Messenger RNA from Paramuricea clavata, 3938 nucleotides. Lineage: Eukaryota; Metazoa; Cnidaria; Anthozoa; Malacalcyonacea; Plexauridae. The record is from the annotation of a GenBank genome assembly.